Triplophysa rosa is the source of this 2099-nucleotide messenger RNA. Its product is annotated as NEDD4-binding protein 2-like 2. Gene Ontology annotation, cellular component: nucleus. The coding region runs from base 106 to 1452 and encodes 448 amino acids. Gene Ontology annotation, biological process: negative regulation of transcription by RNA polymerase II. Lineage: Eukaryota; Metazoa; Chordata; Actinopteri; Cypriniformes; Nemacheilidae. The record is from RefSeq and is a predicted model, not a curated record. The transcript has 6 exons. Gene Ontology annotation, molecular function: transcription corepressor activity.
UACUUCCUGGUGUGUAGUCGCCACUUUUGUUGUCUUUCUGUCUUUUCAGAUUUACCGAAGAUCGAAACCGUCAGUUAAUGGACAUAAGAACUGCUUAAAUGUCAGAUGCCCGAUGUCAAUGCCAGUGAGUCUACUUCUCCCUCCGAGGGUGGAAAUGUAGAAGUCGCCUAUGCAAACACAACACAAACUAACCUACGUGGUUUAUCAGCGGUUUUAACCUCCAACAGUCACACCAAUUCAGACACUAGUGUAAGUGACGAACUUACUAGCACGUGUUCCCUAGAAGCCACGAGCGAACAGGACAGAAACCGUGUCAUUCAAGAUUUAGGUAUCACUAGCACUGCGUUCAUUGGCCCUGCAUGUCGCCCUGAGCCACCAUCCAUUGAGCAGGAGCUUUCUGAGUUUUACAAAGAGCUUCAGGAAGUGGACCACAGUGACGAGGUCGACGGCCAUGCCCUUGAUGAGCAGGGUCAGAAUCCAUCCUGCAAACCUGAGAGUGACCCACGACAGAAGGACAGUUCUGCUGUCGUAACUGAUCGCAGUAGAGCUUACAGACCCUACCCAGAUCCACACCAGCGCAGUGGACAACAGUGGCAAUGUGGAGGUCCAAGGAGAUGGAGACCUCGCACGCCAUAUGGUAAUGAAGGCUUUGGCGAAAGGCUACACUUAGCCCCGUGGUGUCCCCCUCCACCAUGGAUUCCUCCGGGACCACCAAACCCAGCUUUCCAGUUCUUCCCUCCCCCACCAUUUGGAGGUCCCAUCAUGUAUCCUCCAUACAUGAGACCUCAGCAGAACUUCCAAAGUCACGCUGACAUCAGCAAGAGGGCACCGUGGGAAGUGCCAUGGUUACCGCCAAAUGAAUGGCAUGACAAUGCCAGGGGUCCAUCAUUUUGCGAUUCUAGAUUCCCUGAGGAUUAUGAAACGUCUACAUCAAACUGGCAGCAGAACAACCCCGAACAACAGUUUCAUCAUUAUAACACUUUACAUCUCAUAUUAUUGAGGGGUCUACCGGGCUCUGGAAAAUCCACUUUGGCCAGAGAUCUUAUGUCCGGUGGCCCCAAUGGAACAAUACUAAGUACAGAUGACUACUUUUUCCAAGACAACACAUAUGUAUUUGAUAGCACACUGCUCGCGGAUGCUCACGACUGGAAUCAAAAGAGAGCUGAGCAUGCGAUGUCCGAGGGUCGCUCACCUGUUAUCAUCGACAACACAAACAUCAAAGCCUGGGAGAUGAAGCCAUACGUUAAAAUGGCUUUAAAAAACGGAUAUAAAGUGGACGUUCGUGAACCAGAAACCAACUGGAAAUAUGAUCCUAUCCAGUUAGAAAAAAGGAAUACACAUGGAGUCCCUCGAGAAACAAUAGAAAAGAUGCUGGAUCGUUUCGAGCGGCCCGUGGACAUUGACAUUGUGAUGAAUUCUGCGGAGCCUCCUCAUAAAAGCAGAGCACGUUAACAGAAUCUGUUGAUGGACAUGUUGGCCCGGUUUCACAGACACGGCUUAGCUUAAUCCAGGACUAAGCCUUAGUUGAAUUAAGAUAUUUAUGUCGCUUUUAUAAAAAUACAGUGGAAGAAUACAUUACUGGUGUGCAUCUCGAGACAAAUCAAUGGCACUGAUAUAUUUUAAGAUAUUUCUGGGCAAGUUAUAUUCAUCGGGCCAUUGUCUUUUAGAAUUGAAUCAUUUGUUUUAUGAAUAUGGAUUCAUGUGAAGUUAAAGCUGUAUGGUGAUGUUCAAUGAAGGACCUUGUUUUUUUUAAACAAACCUGGAUUUUUAUCUCUUUUUAAUGAAAAUGUAGACUAUCGUGACUGCAUUCAAGCAUUGUUCAAGUUUCUAGAUUUGUACACUGUGAAAUACUAAAAGAAUAAAAAUACAAAUACACUAGACUCAUUUAGGUCUAUGUAUUUUUAAGCAUAUCUGCCUUUUCAGUAGUAAUGUAAACAUUGAUCUUAAGGUUCACGCUUUGUAUCUCAUCUGCUGUGGUUGUACAAUGUCGACGGGUAAUUUAUGUCGACAAAACGACACCACGUUGUUUCUAAAAAAGUGUUUUCGUGUGUGUUUAUUUGUUUUUGAUACAAUUUAAAUAAAAUAAUUUUUAAGACAAU